Molecule: messenger RNA, 909 nt
Organism: Ochotona princeps (American pika)
Lineage: Eukaryota; Metazoa; Chordata; Mammalia; Lagomorpha; Ochotonidae
Product: olfactory receptor 4C3D
Exons: 1
Coding region: 1-909 (302 amino acids)
Biological process (GO): G protein-coupled receptor signaling pathway
Cellular component (GO): membrane
Molecular function (GO): olfactory receptor activity; G protein-coupled receptor activity
Source: RefSeq, a predicted model, not a curated record
AUGGACGGACCACGAAACAUCACGGACUUCUUCCUGCUGGGACUGUCGCAGCAUCCCCACGUACAGAGGGUCUUGUUUGUGCUCUUCCUUGUCGUUUAUUUGGUCUCUGUGGGGGGAAAUCUCCUGAUCAUGAUCACCAUCAUCUUCAGUCCCUCUUUGGGCUCUCCCAUGUACUUUUUCCUCUCAUAUCUAUCUUUCAUUGACACUUGCUAUUCCUCCUGUAUGACUCCCAAACUCAUUGCUGACUCCUUGUAUGAGGGGAGAACUAUUUCUUUUGAGGGAUGCAUGGCUCAGUUUUUUGUGGCUCAUUUAUUGGGAGGGACUGAGAUCAUUCUGCUCACUGUCAUGGCCUAUGACCGCUACGUGGCCAUCUGCAAACCCCUGCACUACACCACCAUCAUGACCAGGCAUCUCUGUGCCAUGCUGGUGGGGGUGGCUUGGCUGGGGGGCUUCCUGCACUCCCUGAUUCAGCUCCUCCUGGUCCUUCAGUUGCCCUUCUGUGGGCCCAAUGUGAUUGACCACUUUGUCUGUGACUUGUAUCCUUUGCUGGGACUCGCCUGCACCAACACGUAUGUCAUAGGUCUGCUGGUGGUUGCCAACAGUGGUGUGAUCUGCCUGCUCAACUUCCUCAUGCUGGCUGCCUCCUACAUUGUGAUCCUGCGCUCACUGAGGUCCCACAGUGCAGAGGGGAGACGCAAAGCCCUCUCCACCUGUGGGGCUCACUUCACUGUUGUUGCCUUGUUCUUCGUGCCUUGUAUAUUUAUUUACAUGCGCCCUUCAUCUACUUUGUCCAUAGAUAAAAUAGUGGCAGUAUUUUAUUGUAUUUUGACACCUAUGUUCAAUCCUCUGAUUUACACUCUGAGAAAUACAGAGGUAAAAAAUGCCAUGAAAAAUAUCUGCAAAAAAUGA